GCUCCAGCGACCCGCGGGCGUGUGGGGGUCUGUGGCCCCCGGCGUCCCAGUGGCCGCCGCCGUCGCUCGGUCGCCGUCAGCGUGCGGGAGGCGGGUAAUGGCGGCGGCCGCGGCGGGCGCUGUGAAUGAAUUCUCCGGGUGGACGAGGGAAGAAGAAAGGCUCCGGCGGCCCGAGCAGCCCGGCGCCUCCCAGGCCUCCGCCCCCCUGCUUGGCCCCCGGCCGUCCCGCCCCCGGGCCGGCCCCGGCGCCGGCGUCGCCGCCUAAGCGGAACCUGCGCUCCUUCUCCUCCCCGCUGCUGCUCGGCCUCGCGCUGCUGCGGCUGGUCGCGCUGCACCUGGGGCUCCUCUGCGUGUGGCUCUGCCAGCGCCUCUCCCGCGCCCUCAUGGCCGCCAAGAGGAGCUCCCGGGCCGCCCCGGCGCCCGCCGCGGCCUCGCCCCCGUCGCCGGUGCCGGGCGGGGAGGCCGAGAGCGUCCGAGCCUUCCACAAACAGGCCUUCGAGUACAUCUCCAUUGCUCUGCGCAUCGAUGAGGACGAGAAAGCAGGACAAAAAGAGCAAGCUGUGGAAUGGUAUAAGAAAGGUAUUGAAGAACUAGAAAAAGGAAUAGCUGUCAUAGUUACAGGACAAGGUGAACAGUGUGAAAGAGCUAGACGCCUUCAAGCUAAAAUGAUGACUAACUUGAUUAUGGCCAAGGAUCGUUUACAACUUCUAGAGAAGCUGCAACCAGUUUUGCAAUUCUCCAAGUCACAAAUGGAUGUCUAUAAUGACAGUACUAACCUGACAUGCCGCAAUGGACAUCUCCAGUCAGAAAGUGGAGCUGUUCCGAAAAGAAAAGACCCCUUAACGCAUACAAGUAAUUCACUGCCUCGUUCAAAAACAGUUACGAAAACUGGAUCCACAGGUCUUUCAGGCCACCACAGAGCACCUAGUUGCAGUGGUCUAUCCAUGGUUUCUGGAGUAAGACAGGGACCUGGUUCUGUACCUGCCACUCAUAAGAGUACUCCAAAAACAAAUAGAACAAAUAAACCUUCUACUCCUACAACUGCUGCUCGUAAAAAGAAAGACUUAAAGAAUUUCAGGAAUGUGGACAGCAAUCUUGCUAACCUUAUAAUGAAUGAAAUUGUGGACAGUGGAACAGCUGUUAAAUUUGAUGACAUAGCUGGUCAAGAGUUGGCAAAACAAGCAUUGCAGGAAAUUGUUAUUCUUCCUUCUCUGAGACCUGAGUUGUUCACAGGGCUUCGAGCUCCUGCUAGAGGAUUGUUACUCUUUGGUCCACCUGGAAAUGGGAAAACAAUGCUGGCUAAAGCAGUAGCUGCAGAAUCAAAUGCAACCUUCUUUAAUAUAAGUGCUGCAAGUUUAACUUCAAAAUAUGUGGGAGAAGGAGAGAAACUGGUGAGAGCUCUUUUUGCUGUGGCUCGAGAACUUCAACCUUCUAUAAUUUUUAUAGAUGAAGUUGAUAGCCUUUUGUGUGAAAGAAGAGAAGGUGAACACGAUGCUAGUAGACGUCUGAAAACUGAGUUUCUAAUAGAAUUUGAUGGUGUACAGUCGGCUGGAGAUGACAGAGUGCUUGUAAUGGGUGCAACUAAUAGGCCACAAGAGCUUGAUGAGGCUGUUCUCAGGCGUUUCAUCAAGCGAGUAUAUGUGUCUUUGCCAAAUGAGGAGACAAGACUACUCUUACUUAAAAAUUUGUUGUGUAAACAAGGAAACCCACUGACCCAAAAAGAACUAGCACAGCUUGCUAGAAUGACUGAUGGAUACUCAGGAAGUGAUCUAACAGCUUUGGCAAAAGAUGCAGCUCUGGGUCCUAUCCGAGAACUGAAACCGGAACAAGUGAAGAAUAUGUCUGCCAGUGAGAUGAGAAAUAUUCGAUUAGCUGACUUCACUGAAUCCUUGAAAAAGAUAAAACGCAGUGUGAGCCCUCAAACUUUAGAAGCAUACAUACGUUGGAACAAGGACUUUGGAGAUACUACUGUUUAAGAAAAUGCCUUUGUAAGCCUGAAGAACAUUUUGCUUUCCAAAAGAACACCAUCUUCAAAGAAUAGUUAUCAGCCACAGAAUCCAGCCUAAGUUUACAGGACUUCUCAGAGUCUUCAAUAUUUGUGCACCCCAAAAGAUGAACCAGAAAAAAAAUUUUGAAUAAAAAUAUAAUGCAAAUGGAAUAUCUUGUAUUUAAAGGCUUCUUGCCUUGAUGAUCAUGAUUACCCCAAUGGGCACUGGUAGAGUACAUCAAAAAUUAUUUCUGGUCGUCUUUACCAAUAUAAUCAUAAUGUAAAUAAUAAUCUGUAUAUUGUGUUGGCAGAUGAACGUAUUCAGAGACAGUAAACGGUAGAAGACACAAGAGCCUUUGGUUGUUUGUCUUCUCAUGUCUUAAGUAGUAACUUUUCUUUGCUUCCUUUCCUACUGUUCUCUUUCCUACAGGUGAUUGAAAUGCCAAACACUGUUCAGUUUGUUUUUUUCCUUUCUUUUUACAAAUUCAGUGUGCCAAAUGAAACUUUUUUUCUAUGUAACAGUAAUAUCAAAAGGUAUUUGAGGGUUUUUUUCUUCAUAAACCUACAGAUUUUAAAUAGUUAUGUUCUUUUUAUUUUCUAUUUUUCUAUUACUUUACUGCCAAACAAUUUAGAAAGCAAUAUGAUGGCUACAAAACUACUAGUAAAAUAGAAGAUUUGAGUUCCUGUGUCAUACAAUAUGUCGAUCAAUCCUCUUGUGACCUGCAGUAUAUUUUUUUUUCUAAUAUAUUUGUCUAUUGUAGACUGUUAACUUAUUCCUAGUGGAAUUUAUUUUGGACUAGAAUUACUUUGAUAUUUAAUAAAGACAGCUUUAAAUGCUGUAAAAGUGGUUCCAUUGCAAGAGAAGGGAAGUACUGGGAGCUAAGAUGUUUCUAAUUUAUUGCUUAUUACUUUCUUACUGUUUACAGGAUAAUUAUAAGCCAGUGAAACUACCAUCUUUUAUUCUCAAUAAUUAUUAAUCCCUUCAAAUGAAACUUUAAAAUUACUGUUUUUAUACAUUGCAUAUUUUAUAGGUUUUUUUGUGCUCACUUUGUUAACUAAAAAGGUUUAGUCUAUUAAUCUUCCUUUUGUUCCCCCAAAAUGUACAGUAAUUCUGUUUCUUGUUUGUGAAACUAUGCCUGGGUUUUUAUUGUAAAAAUGUCAUUGUAGGAAGUAGAGAUGCAUAUCAUGGCCUUUUAAAUAUUGUAAUAAAGGCAAAUAGAUAUUUGCCCUUAGUUUACUGGUUAAAAGUUUGUUUACAGAAAUUUUCUUUGGUGCUGAAAUGAUGUCAUAUAAAAUAUCACAUGUGGAAGGAAUAAUUUUAUAAUACUAACAAAAAUUUUUCAUUUAGGAAAAAUAUCUUUAAUUUUUGAGAGGAUCCAUUAAAAUUAAAAGCUUGGCCCUAGUACAUAAGAAUUUUAAAUGAAAACCUUCUUCUUAAUUUUAUUCUUGCCCUUGUUAGUGAUUUAUCUAAAUAGAGAAAAUAAUACUUCUUAAAUCAUAAGUUGCUUGUAUUUAUAAAUUAAGUCAUGCAUCUUCUAAUCAUGAUUUUAGAACUCCCUGGAAAAUGAAAAAUGAACAGUAAGAUAAACAGAAAAAAUAAAUUUUGAGCCAGAACCUUGCAUAUUUUGGGUCAUAGGUAGUAUAUUUUUAAAUUCUCAAAGCAUCAAAUAAAAUGUUUAAUUAAAAUGAUGGUGGCAGAUAAACAUGAUGACAAGAAUCAGAAACAUACCAAAUUAAAACAUUUUUUAAUAAACCUCAAAUUUAUGUUUUUUGUAUUUUCAUUUAGGAAAGCAUUGUCAUGGUUAAUACUUGCAUAAGUAAUCAGUUGUAUUAAAAUUCUGUGUACUUCAAGCUCAACUUUUAAAAUAACUUUAAAAUCAUUUUAUCAGCAGUAACUCAUCAUAAUUUAAUUAUGCAGUAAUUUAGAAGCUCACUAUUUUUGGGAAAGAUAUUAAAGCUCUUAAAAUCUUAAGAUUUUAAUCUUUAGAUUAAGAUCACAAAUAUCUUAAAUGUUAAAAGAUACAAAAAAAGUUAAUGUUAUAAGCGUAAGUCAAGGAAUUAUAUUACUAUUUGAAAUAUUCAUUAUGUAUAGAAGUUAUUUUCAUGAUUAAGUCUGAAGUUAAGCUUGGUUCUGAAGAACUAUUUUCUAUGACUUACUAUGAUCAGGUUUUAUUUUAAGCUGUUUUUUUCAAGAAUGACCAUGAAAAUAGGAUAGUUAUAGUAAGUGGGAUCUGGUCUUUUUAAAUAAAGAUAGAAGUUGCGAGGUUUUCCAAAUUAAUGUUAGACAUAGAUUGUGACCUUUUAGAUUUUGUUGAGCUCUGUGUCUUAUUCUUAAAAGGUAAUGCUUACACAUUGAAACGUUAGUGUGUUCCUUGUGCUAAAUGGCAGAGUUUUGUAAACUAAAUUAAAACUUAAUCAAUGUACUGGACUUUGAGCCAAGGGAAAGAAUCAGUACUCUCUCUCCAGAUAACUUCAGAGCUUAUUCUAACAGUCUGCUCAUUGGGAUUAUUCAAUUUCUGACUUGCAAAAAUACACUUUGGGAAGAAUUGGAGGUAAAACAGACACUACAAUUCUAAUUUAAGUAAAUAUAUAGUAGCCUUUGUUUAUAGUGUAAAAUUCUUUAUAUUUUAUACAAAAACAUUCUUUUGGUAGAAAGAACCAUUUACAGUUUUGGGACUCUGAGUCAAAGGAUUUUCCUUUAAAUGCUUGUCUCAAUUUUAAUCUGGUCUUUUGUACUUUUCUUCAGAAGAAAUGAAUUAAAAGAUUCAGCUGCAUGAAGUGGGUUUUUAUCGUAAUGGAUUGAAAAUAAAUGAUAAACUUAU
Messenger RNA from Talpa occidentalis (Iberian mole), 4809 nucleotides. RefSeq names its product spastin (gene SPAST). Lineage: Eukaryota; Metazoa; Chordata; Mammalia; Eulipotyphla; Talpidae. The transcript has 17 exons. The record is from RefSeq and is a predicted model, not a curated record. Gene Ontology annotation, molecular function: ATP binding; ATP hydrolysis activity; microtubule severing ATPase activity. Gene Ontology annotation, cellular component: microtubule cytoskeleton. Bases 126 to 1976 code for a protein of 616 amino acids.